UCGCUUUGUCGACCAAACAUUCUGCCUAGCAGGACGAACCAGUUACAGGUGGACAGACUGCCAUCAGCAACCAGAGGGAGGGAAUUUGAACACACACACUCUCCAACACACACAGGCUGACUAUGGGGAUGGUUGAGAAGUGACCGAUCAAGACAGCAACCAAGAAAGACAAACUGGACCUGACUUGAGCCUCAUCUCUCUCUCCCUCUCUCUUUCUCUACCUCCUUCCUUCUCUCUGUCCUAUCCCAGCAGUAUGCGGGCUGUGUCUGCGCUAGUGUUCCUGGCCGUGGGUGUGAUGGUGGUGUUGAUGUACCAGGCGGUCCGCCAGGAGCUGACUCUGCGGGGUCUUAAAGCCCGCGCUCUGGAGAGCUCCUCUCAGGUCAAGCAGAAGGAGAACGACAUCGUCCAGGUCAAGAUGAAGAUCCAGAAGCUGAAUGGUGAGCUGGAGCCCAUCAACACCAAGAGAGAGGAGCUGACUAAGAAGAAGGAGCAGUCUGCUAAAGCCACAGGCGAGGUGGACAAGAGUCUAAAGACCUGUCAUACAGAGAAGGCCGAUGCGGAGAAAAAGAAGACUGAGGCGUCGGCGGCCCUUCAGAAAGUUAAAGAUGAUCAAGAAGCACAGAAGAAGAAAGCUCAGGAGGAGAUCCAGGCAUUGAAACAGCAGAUUCUGGAGCGGGACAAGGCACUGUGUGCCUUUGUGGACCAGACCAAUGAGGAAGGACGGAAGCUGUGUGGAAUCACAGAGGCCCCAAAAUGAAGACUUGGACUAGACUAU
Messenger RNA from Oncorhynchus tshawytscha (Chinook salmon), 775 nucleotides. Its product is annotated as restin homolog. The transcript is spliced from 4 exons. The record is from RefSeq and is a predicted model, not a curated record. Lineage: Eukaryota; Metazoa; Chordata; Actinopteri; Salmoniformes; Salmonidae. Bases 254 to 757 code for a protein of 167 amino acids.